AUGGACAAGAUGGACAUUUGGGACGAAGAUAGCGACCUUCUAUAUGACCUAGCUUGUGAGAGUGAAGCUCUUUUCGAUGCCCGCAUUGCGGAGUUUAGGAGCCAACAGUCCCGCGUCGCCGAGCUGCUCAUUGAAUAUCAACAGCGUUUCGCGAUAUGGGCCGCUCACCUGGGAGUUUUUGCUCGACCAAGUCAAUCUUUGGAUAAACGGCUUGAAAACUAUCCCGACAUUGUCGACCUCACCGCGCGCCUCCUGGACAUCCUCCGUCGCAGCCUUACCCAACGGGGAAACUCAGAAGACGGAAGUGAUGCCAGCGAGGACCGGCGCACCCAGGAUGCCGCGUUGGCCGCCUUGGAGGCGACACUUUCUCGGCUGAACAGACUCGGGGUCACAAUUCGUCAAACAUCGCGCGAAAAGAUGGUUAUCAAAACUCGGAAGUUCGCUAGCGGCCUGGACCUCAAGGGCUUCACUGACGCCUCUCGAUGUGUAGUGCACCUCCUUUACCCAAGCACUCACCACUCGUUGAGUGAGUACCUCGCCAAAACCAUGACCAACAGGUUUGUCACCAUGUUGUACCUGGGCCACAGAGGAGGAAAACUACAGUCACGCCGAUACACCAAGUCGCCCCUGAUGCCCACAAUUGGUGAAGCUGAAGAGCUCACCAUGAAACCGAGUCCACUUGAUCAAACCCCUGGGGCAGAAAUUGGAAAUACGAACAAACAGACCUCGCCAGGAGACCGGAAAAUCCCGUACGCGGCUUCCCAGUCUGACCUUUCCACCAUCAAUAGCAAACAGUUGCGACUGGCGCUGCGUAGAUCCGACUACCUCAGCGCCCCAACUGAACGACGAAAAGGGACUUCCUCAAUUCAAGUGAGCCAAGGCAACUAUCCACCCGCGCCAUUCCACAAAGAUUCAAACAUUGCGGCUUGUGAGUGGUGUGGCCGGCCUAUGGACAAGAGGGAAAUUACGGAAAGCGAGUGGAGACGGCACACUGACGACGACCUCAAACCUUACCCCUGCAUCUCGGAGGAAUGCCCCGACGGACAUCCAGUCUAUCCGAGUUUCGGACCGUGGCUCAGCCACAUGGAGAGCCACAGCAAACGAUGGCACCAGAGGGUGUAUCUGAUCCCUGGUUGGGUGUGCCCGGUCUGCGAAGACAGCCAUGACGUUUACAGAAGCCCAGAAGCGCUCCAUCUUCACCUCACCGAGACCCACCACGAUAUGUUUGACGCUAGUAGGCUCCAAGCCGUUGCUCGUCAGAGCAAAAUUGAACGUCCAAGGGCGUGGAAUGAGUGCCCUUUAUGCUGCUUCACCGUCGAGGAGGUUCCCCCCGGGCCCGACACGGGGCAGAAACGCCAAAAGAAGCAACUUCACCAGGAAAACGAUAAGAGGCCAAAGACCACUUCUAAAAUGCGGGAUUCAACUCCAUCCAGGGAAAUCGAGUAUCAUUCAGACAGCUCGAACGACUCUAUUAUUACGGAAAAGCACCUGACCUCGGACGACACCGAAAUGAUGGCGCGACACAUCGCUGGACAUUUGCAAACUCUCAUGCUGCUCACCAUACGCCUUGCCUCCCUGCAAAAUGAAGAAGCUGGCGACAGCGGACAAGACGCCAACAGCGAUUCAGUCGACCUCGGCGACAGCAUCGACGGGCUUAAGGCCGGCGAUCCCGAUGAAACAUCUGAUAUAAGCGUCCCUGAAGACCUCGAGAUGGCGGACGCGGACCAGGGGUUUGACGAAGCUAUAAUCUCAGAUGAUCACUCCACAAUCCCCGAUGCCGAUGUAGAUUUUAGCGAAAUCGGUGUACGGCAACAAUAUGACGGCUUUCCGGCAGAGGAGGACGGGUUCCUACAACAGCUGAUCCGAUCUGGUGCAUAUCAAGCACACCUGGAUGGCAGUCCAGGACCAAAUGAUGCGAUCCCAAACGCUGUAGACCCGUAUAUCAUCACCGUCAGUCCUGAUAGCUCAGAAGCUUGGAAACCCGACCCUGAGGCGAAUCCAUUUUCGGGCCCCAACGCCGACCUCCGGAUAGACAAUAUCAUUUUCCCAGAGGAUUUAUACAGGUUUCGCCCGAUCAACGCUCACUUCUCCCCUGACUUCACGUCUCGCGAUCCGGAUUGCGAGCGGGAACGCCCCAUGAUAAACAUCGUGUUGCCGACGCCACCCCUUCCACCCAACCAACAGGACGUGGGUAUUCCACCUCUGUUACAGCUCACCCAUGAAGCUCAAGGACUGGCGCAAGAUCAUUCCUCGCCGCGCCACGAAGUCCUUGACGAUGUGGAGCUCGGGGAGCGCGAGGUCAAAGAACACAGUGACUACAUGGAGAGAGUAUCGUCAAGCUAA
Chaetomium globosum CBS 148.51 is the source of this 2343-nucleotide messenger RNA. RefSeq lists its product as uncharacterized. The record is from RefSeq and is a predicted model, not a curated record. Bases 1 to 2343 code for a protein of 780 amino acids. NCBI's taxonomy places the organism in Eukaryota, Fungi, Ascomycota, Sordariomycetes, Sordariales, Chaetomiaceae. The transcript is spliced from 3 exons.